UACUGUAUUCAGAUUGGAAGAACUUUAAAAUAGAAGCUGGUUUGCAUAUUCUUACUUUGCAAAUGUAUAUUUCUGUAAAUAGUGAAACUUGUUGAUGCAGUGUAUAGGCCUAACUAACCUACCAUAAAGUUCAAUUUACAAAUUUGAAGUGCAUUUAAUUUUUUUUUAAUCAUGCUCCAGAUGCUUCUUACUAGUUUGUUGCUCUAUACUGCAAAACCUAAAAAAAAACAAAAAAACAUUGACAAUCAGAUUAUUGUUGAAAUUGGUGAACAUGACUCUUCAAAAUGUUCUGUGCAUUACUCCACUAAAAAUGCGCUGUAUAUUCUUUUUCUGUUUGUUUCUUGUGUUAAUAGGUACCAUAUACAUGCACAUCUAUUCAUUUACUGUCGCAUAUGAAAUGGACAACAGCGAAAUAAUACAAAAUGCAAUGUAUUCUGUAUUUCAGUGCACGUUUUGUAUUCCUACAGGUAGAACACCAAAUUAUUGGGAUCCUAGAUCCUUCUUGACAAAGUUUUGGGAUCAAUCAGUUAUGAAUCAGACUAGCAUUAACGGGCCACAUGGCCUCCCUUUGUUCAUAAAUGUUGUUGUUGUUUAAUUGCAGUAGGCCAAAUACACUAUACACUAGGAAACGACCCAAAAAGGCGAUUGCAGCAAAUAAAUAGAAUACAUCUAAAUAAUACGUUGUGAACUAUAAUUCUGCUAUAAACGUACUGCAUAACAACAAUAUUAUUACCGUUUUGAAUGGUCCUCCCAACUAGCUAAUAACAACAUUUCAAAUCACCACUGUAGUAGUUAAUAUACUGACACAGCAUGGGAAUCCAGUGACAUUUUUAAAAUGUGUUAUUAUUUUAAUAACUUUUAAAACACAAAGACAAUUGGAACUGCAGAAGCGCUCUGAAAGUGUUUGAAGGCUGAAAUCUUUGUUAAGUUACUAUCGAUAUUAGCUUUUACAUUUUUAGUUUUUUUUUUUUCAGUUUUUUUGUAUUUCAUUGCAAUGUUAUUAUUGCCAACAGUUUUUUCUUUCUGUAUUAAGCGUAUUUGCUGUAGGUACUAUGAGACCAUCUAAAUAGUUUUUUUUACCCCCGUGUUCCUGUUGCAUCCGGAAGAGACGCACAGUCAGCUGAAUAAACCGGAAAUAGAAUAAAAGUGAAAGUUCAAGUGGCGUACUUUACUUGUGUCAGUGGAGUACCCACAGGGACCUUUUUAAUUUGAAGCAUAUAUUUUAAUAAAGUUAAUUAUAUUGGAACUAUAGUGACAUUAUUUAAAAAAAAAAAAAAAAAAAGUAAAAACACCAUAGCUGUCUUGCUGCUAUUAAUUUAAUAUGUCGAGACCGUGUGAAAUGCACAGGUGCUCUCGGUCACAAAACACAGACUUAUGAAAAUAUCCGACAUCUGAUUCAGUCAGUGUUAACACCCAGAAGUGUAUCAAUUUAACCUGGACACAACGUCUGUCAAACAAAAAACAGGAAGAGUGAUGGGGGUGAAAGGGUUGCAGUGGUUUGUGGAAAAUGUAAGUUCAGAAGUCUGUGUGGAGGUGAAUCUACAGGAGAUGGCUAAGCAGUACCAGCGUGACCAGCCUGGGUGUACCCCUACUCUGGUGGUCGAUGCAAUGGCAUGUUUGAAGCACUGGUACACUUCUGAAGCUUGGGUGCAUGGUGGGCAGUGGCGAGAGUAUAUGCACAACCUUGAAACCUUCGUGAGAGCAUUCACAAAUGCAGGCAUCAAACUGGUAUUCUUCUUUGAUGGAGUGGUGGAGCAGACAAAGAGGGCAGAGUGGGUAAAACGCAGACUGAGAAACAACAAAGAAAUCAGCCAAAUCUUUCAGUAUAUCAAGACCACUGGACAACAACCAGGAAGAGAGAUGUUCUUUAUUCCCUCCGGCCUGGCUACAUUCUCACGAUUUGCCUUGAAAUCCCUUGGUGUAGAAACGUGGUGCUCAGUGCGAGAGGCAGAUUAUGAAAUUGCCAGUUAUGGACUGUUUCAUAACUGUAUGGGCAUUCUUGGACAAGACUCUGAUUACCUCAUCUAUGAUACUGUCCCAUACCUAUCCAUUAGUAAGCUGCAACUUAGCAGACUGGUCACUGUUCAUUUCUCAAGGGAAAAUCUUUGCCAGACACUGAAACUCAGUAAGAGUGACCUCCCACUUUUGGCUUGCAUUCUCGGCAAUGACAUUGUGCCAGAGAACCAAUUACAGAAGCUUCGGCAUAGCUGCAUGGAUUUGUAUCGGCAAAAAGAAAAAAAAUGGACACAAACAAACAAAGUUUUAGCAGUAGCAAACUAUAUUUCAAGGCAUCUGUGUUUAAGUGAAGGGUUAAAGGAAAUUACAAAACUGCCGGUGUCUGAAGCAGACAGGGCUUUGCUUGAAAAAGGAAUUGAUUCAUAUCUUCUACCUGAGCAGCAGACCCCUUGGCUUCCUUAUCGAAAGGAACACUCUUCCUAUAGGGCCCAGGUUGAACUAAGAAGUGGCUCCAACCAAGACAUUAUGCAGUUUGCAAAAGAGCAGCACAUCAGAGCUGAGAAUUUUAUGGUUUUCAACAUCCUGAGUGCUGGAGAAGUCAGUUGCAGCAACACUUUAGAGGAUGACCAAGAUCCUGAUCUUCCUGGACAUGCGCUCGUUUACCGGCCUGCCCGUCAGCAUAUCUACUCAGUCCUGUUGGGUGCAAAGCAAGAUCACAUUGAAUCACCCCCUUCAGUGAAGGAGUGGUUUGUCUACCCUGGAAAUCCUCUUCAGCACGCAGAGCUGGUUACAGCUGUACCUGUCAAUCUCCCAGGCAGAAGGCCAGAUCUGAAAAUACUGUGGUUUUCUGAUGAUCCAGGGAUUAAAAGUCUUCGUUAUUCCACAUUCCUUGCUUUAUUCGACCUACACGAUUUAUCAGAUGAACUCUGUGCUUUGGAGACACAUCUAAUAGGCACAUGUUGUCUACUAAUAUACAUUGCCUUACAGGUAAACAAUCUGUGCUUGGAAGACAUAGAUGCAUAUCUGGCUCAGACUCUUUGUGUUCGCACCAAAUCACCUGACCAACUUGCUUGUACUCAGGUAGCCUGUGUGGACUCCAGAGCAGUACAUCUUGGCUCCCUGUUUGUCCGAGGAUUGACGAUACUUAUUGCAGCCAACAGCUCAUGUGGAUUUCCAUUUAGGAUGGCUGAUCUGAUGCCAUGGGAAAUGUUUGAUGGGAAGCUAUUCCACUUAAAGUACUUGCAGUCACAUGCUGGAUGUUCUGAAGGGGAACUCCUGGAAGGAAAUAUGUCCUUGGUUACCAAGUUUCAUUACCUGAAAACUAUCAUCACCAGUACAUGCAUCAGAAAGAGGAGAAACAUCGAGAGCAAACCAAGAGGCCCUUUAGAAGCGAAACAGGCAUGUAGCAGUUAUCAUGCAAGAGAUGGAGGACCCCAUUCCCACAAAGGGCAAAGACAGUUCUUUCCUCCUCAAAAUGAUCCCUGUACUUCUGGAUUUCAAUUGAGUCCUUCACGGACUCAAGAACAAAGACAUAGGCCAAGAUACAGAGCCCAAAACAGACAGAGGAUCCAGCUUGCUCCCCGCUGGCCACAAUAUCAAAACCCUCAUCCUGGCUGGUCCUAAUGGAGAACCUGCAAUAUGGAAACAUUGAAGACUUGUGGAAGACUUGUAUACAAGUAAUUACCAAUGGUGGUUCACCAGUAAACACUGAAAGUAUAUGUGGAGCAAACUCUCAGCAUUUAUGAUCUAUCAGUUCAAUUGUUAUUAUUUUUUAAUUAAAGUAUUUUGACAUUUAUCUUGAAGCACCUAAAAUGCUGGGGAAAAAAAAAAAAAAAAAACUAUAAUUCCAAUUUCUACAGUGCUUCAGAUUAUUUGAUUUUGUGGAAUGGAAAACUGUUUUAUUGGCCCUUAUAUUGUUGCAGUAAUAACAUUAAAUUAAUUAAUCAAUAAACACAUUCAAAUAAGACC
This is a messenger RNA of Polyodon spathula (Mississippi paddlefish), 3924 nucleotides long. It is a transcript of the gene fam120b, whose product is annotated as family with sequence similarity 120B. Bases 1474 to 3579 code for a protein of 701 amino acids. Lineage: Eukaryota; Metazoa; Chordata; Actinopteri; Acipenseriformes; Polyodontidae. The record is from RefSeq and is a predicted model, not a curated record. Gene Ontology annotation, molecular function: nuclease activity. The transcript has 11 exons. Gene Ontology annotation, cellular component: nucleus.